AUGGCGGCGGUGGCGGCGGGCGCGGCCGCCCCUCAGCAGCCGCCGCCGCCUCAGCAGCCGCCGCAGCCGGCGGGAGGCGGCGGGAGCGGCUCCGGGGAGGCGGCGGGAGCCGCGGGUGGUGCCGGAGGCGGCGGCGGAGGCGCCGGAGGCGGCGGCGGCGCAGCCGGGCCUGCGCCGGGCUCGGGCUCGGGCGGCGGCGCGGCCGCGGGCGAGUCGUGGUACCUGGCGCUGCUGGGCCUGGCCGAGCAUUUCCGCACGUCCAGCCCGCCCAAGGUGCGGCUCUGCGUGCACUGCCUGCAGGCCGUGCUGCCCCGCAAGCCCCCGGCCCGCAUGGAGGCCCGCACGCACCUCCAGCUCGGCUCCGUCCUCUACCACCACACCCGCAACGGCGACCAGGCCCGCGGGCACCUGGAGAAGGCGUGGCUGAUAUCACAGCAGAUCCCGCAGUUUGAAGAUGUGAAGUUUGAGGCAGCCAGUUUGCUGUCGGAGCUCUACUGCCAGGAGAAUUCCGUGGACACGGCCAAGCCCCUGCUGCGCAAAGCCAUCCAGAUCUCCCAGCAAACUCCCUACUGGCACUGCAGGCUGCUCUUCCAGCUGGCCCAACUGCACACCCUGGAGAAGGAUCUGGUGUCGGCCUGCGACCUGCUGGGCGUGGGGGCGGAGUACGCGCGCGUGGUGGGCUCCGAGUACACCAGAGCCCUCUUUCUGCUCAGCAAGGGGAUGCUGCUGCUGAUGGAGAGGAAGCUGCAGGAGGUCCACCCGCUGCUGACGCUGUGCGGGCAGAUCGUGGAGAACUGGCAGGGAAACCCCAUCCAGAAGGAAUCGCUCAGGGUCUUCUUCCUGGUGCUGCAGGUCACACAUUACCUGGACGCCGGCCAGGUGAAGAGCGUGAAGCCGUGCCUGAAGCAGCUGCAGCAGUGCAUCCAGACCAUCUCCACGCUGCACGACGACGAGAUCCUGCCCAGCAACCCCGCGGACCUCUUCCACUGGCUGCCCAAGGAGCACAUGUGUGUGCUGGUCUACCUGGUGACAGUGAUGCAUUCCAUGCAGGCAGGAUACCUGGAGAAGGCUCAGAAAUACACGGACAAGGCCCUCAUGCAGCUGGAGAAGCUCAAAAUGCUGGACUGCAGCCCCAUCCUGUCCUCGUUCCAGGUGAUUUUGUUGGAGCACAUCAUCAUGUGCAGGCUGGUCACGGGCCACAAAGCCACGGCCCUGCAGGAGAUCUCCCAGGUCUGCCAGCUGUGCCAGCAGUCUCCCAGGCUCUUCUCCAACCACGCUGCCCAGCUGCACACGCUCCUGGGUCUCUACUGCAUCUCCGUCAACUGCAUGGACAAUGCGGAAGCACAGUUCACUACAGCACUGAGGCUCACAACCCACCAGGAGCUGUGGGCGUUCAUCGUCACCAACCUGGCCAGCGUCUACAUCCGGGAGGGGAACCGGCACCAGGAGCUCUACAGUUUGCUGGAAAGGAUAAAUCCCGACCACAACUUCCCAGUGAGCUCCCACUGCCUCCGGGCCGCGGCCUUCUACAUCCGAGGGCUCUUCUCCUUCUUCCAGGGGAGGUACAACGAGGCCAAGCGUUUUUUGCGGGAGACGCUGAAGAUGUCCAACGCCGAGGACCUGAACCGCCUGACGGCGUGCUCCCUGGUGCUGCUGGGCCACAUCUUCUACGUGCUGGGCAACCACAGGGAAAGCAACAACAUGGUGGUGCCAGCCAUGCAGCUGGCCAGCAAGAUCCCGGACAUGUCGGUGCAGCUCUGGUCCUCGGCCCUGCUCCGGGACCUGAACAAGGCGUGCGGGAACGCCAUGGACGCGCACGAGGCGGCGCAGAUGCACCAGAACUUCUCGCAGCAGCUGCUGCAGGAUCACAUCGAGGCCUGCAGCCUCCCGGAGCACAACCUCAUCACGUGGACGGACGGACCCCCCCCAGUGCAGUUCCAGGCCCAGAACGGCCCCACCACCAGCCUGGCCAGCCUGCUGUGAGCGCCGGGAAAAACCGGGAAAACCCCGGGAAAAACCCGGGAAAACCCCGGGAGAACCCCGGGAGUACUCCGGGACAUCCACCGACAACAUCCCGGGGGGAAAAACAAACAAACGAAACAAAACAAAAAGC
Messenger RNA from Hirundo rustica (Barn swallow), 2113 nucleotides. RefSeq names its product MAU2 sister chromatid cohesion factor (gene MAU2). The transcript has 19 exons. Lineage: Eukaryota; Metazoa; Chordata; Aves; Passeriformes; Hirundinidae. Bases 1 to 1983 code for a protein of 660 amino acids. The record is from RefSeq and is a predicted model, not a curated record. Gene Ontology annotation, molecular function: protein binding; double-stranded DNA binding. Gene Ontology annotation, biological process: maintenance of mitotic sister chromatid cohesion; mitotic sister chromatid cohesion. Gene Ontology annotation, cellular component: SMC loading complex; chromatin.